This is a messenger RNA of Penicillium lagena, 1284 nucleotides long. RefSeq lists its product as uncharacterized. Lineage: Eukaryota; Fungi; Ascomycota; Eurotiomycetes; Eurotiales; Aspergillaceae. Bases 1 to 1284 code for a protein of 427 amino acids. The transcript is spliced from 3 exons. The record is from RefSeq and is a predicted model, not a curated record.
AUGGCCCCUGGCUCUCCCCAACCUCUCAAGCAAAAAGAUCCACUCGAACUCAAUAUGUCCAUGAACUCUGUUGGUGAGGAAGAUGGCAUGCCGAUUGAUGCCAUAAGAGAAGAAGAAGCUGACUCGGCAAUCGCUUCGUUCAUGGAAAACAAUUCCGGGAUUUCAAUGGAUCCUGCUGCUCGGGGGAUUGUCUACCCUGUCGUUAUUCCUCAACGACGACCCGGAAACAAGCAGCGAGGGUUUAUGAAGGCUUAUGCUCCGAUAUUAUCCCAGUGUGGCAUCAACCAAGAACACUUUCACGAAUUUAUCCACACUCUAAACAAAGCGAUCCAAGUCUCUAAAUGGAUUGCUGCGGUACAAGUUGCCGCAUUUGGCGCUUCUUUCGUUCCAAAUCAGAUUUCCAUGGGCGCGACAGCGGCAGUGCAAAUUGUAUCAGUAGUUGCAGCAAAAGCACAAAUCAGAUGGAAAGUGAAUACCUUUCUCGACCAGGCGAAUCGAGAACUGUUCUGUCCUCGAGGACUCUAUUGUCUGAUUGUGACCUACAACCCUCUCCCACAGAAACAGCAAGAAGAUAUCAAUACCACGAUAGAGGUACCAUCUUCCAGUAGAGAGUCCACUGUGCCACGCAGGAAGUGGCCGCAAAAGUUCGCAAAAAACUUGCGCAAUCCAUUCUCAACCUCUACCGAAGGAGAGCAAAAUUUGCCAUCAGAAGUUGCACCCCUAAUAUUUUCGGAAGAAGAUGAGGGCGCCUGCAUGAAAAAGAAAGACAAGCCUUGGAACAAGGCUGCUGAAAGCAAUCAUGACACCCUAUCUACAGCCCCGGAAUCCAGAUUCGAAAAUCGAUUCCUCGAUCCUAACCACCCAGCCACUAAUGGAGGUCUUCUUGGCUUAGUAUCGGGCGGUCACCUUACACGGGACCCCAAAAAGACCAUGGAAGAUACUAAAAGUAUACUUCAACAGCAGGAAGCAUUUCUUCAAGAGCAACAGAGUUGCCAGCUAGAGCUGCUCCAUAGCCAGUUCCAAGCUAUGGGCUACUCAGACCUGCAGGCACGCGAGACCAUCGCACUCUAUGAGCAACAGUUCCAGCUCCAGCGAGAACAGUUGCAGACCCAGAUUCAAGGAGCAGGCAUGAUGCCCAGAAAGAUAUUGAAAGAUGUCCUUUAUCUCAUGGUUGUAAACCUGCCCACUGAGGAGGAGCUCGCGGCUGCUAAAAUGGCGAUGGCAUCGGCCGAGAAACAUGAUGGCAAUCGAAGAAAUGUAGUGACCUUGGUCAAUGUACAAUAA